Messenger RNA from Cimex lectularius (bed bug), 1470 nucleotides. RefSeq names its product 28S ribosomal protein S31, mitochondrial (gene mRpS31). Gene Ontology annotation, molecular function: structural constituent of ribosome. The record is from RefSeq and is a predicted model, not a curated record. The coding region runs from base 400 to 1434 and encodes 344 amino acids. Lineage: Eukaryota; Metazoa; Arthropoda; Insecta; Hemiptera; Cimicidae. The transcript has 7 exons. Gene Ontology annotation, cellular component: mitochondrial small ribosomal subunit.
GCGGUCCGGAACAGCAUCCAUCUCCCCGUGUUAAAAAUAAAAAGUAAAAGCCUCAGAGACGAGUUUCGCCUUCACAGCUUUCUCCUUCUAGAUCGCAUGCUCAGAUGAAAUUAAGGCCCUUCGACCGUAUGGUCCUUCACUUCCACCCAGUACAUUCGGUUUUAUCAGGGAAAUACAGAAAAAGAUUUUUUUCUGCAAAAAAAAAGCCAAAAACCUGACAAAACGUCACAAUAACACUUGUUCUCUAUCAAAGACAAAUAUAUAACAGCUCUGAAACCUAAACAAGCAUUCAAGAACCACUGUAUAACCUCUAGUCUUGCUAUUUAUCACGAGAUUCUGAAAAUAGUGUCUAUAUUAGCUAAGGGAUUUUUAAAGUUAUUUUAUUUCAAGAAGUCAACGAUGAUACCAGCCAGAAUAUCAUUUUUAGCCAGGGCAGUACCGAAAGACAUUAAAUCUAGGAACAUCACCCUAACAUCUACACAGAGAAGUAAUGACGAAUCAGAUGAGAAGAAAAAAGCAGCAAAAAAAAAGAUGAACGACCUCUUGCUAUCAUUAAUCAAAGAAAACACAACGACAAACGAAGCCAAAGCUUCAGAGAAAAUGGAAAAUUCCAAAUUUAAAAAAAUUAAGCCUAUUAAGCCAAGGUCUACAGAACUCGGAGAAAAGAUUACGGUUGCAGCUAAAGAAGUUGUGAAAAAAAUGGAAAACCCUCAAAAAGCUGAGGCGGAACUUCUUUUUAAAAUGCUUUACAAAAAUGAAAAACUGCAAAAAUCCAUUUUAAAAGCUUCAAAAAAUGAAACUCUGAGCCAACUGUUAUCCGGUAUGAGAGUUGAAACAGAUGAAAAGAGUACUAGAAAUAUAGCUCCGGAAUGGUCCAGGUCCCGGUCGGAUCAGGUACGUGAUGCUCUUAGAGAAAAAAGCUUAAGACCGCCGAGAGAAUUUUCUGCCAAUAUGCCUAGGGUGAAUAUUUUUGGUGCUGCACCACUCAAUUGGUUCCAAGUUGAUAAUGACAAUAAAAACAUCCCUGUCAUGUCGACUUGGGAGAAGUGCAAAUCAAGAGAGCGAAAAAUGGCUAUAACGCACCCACCUACAAAUUAUUGGGAGCAGAUGAUGAUCUGGACAGAGAGGGGCAUUCUUUGGAAAUUUCCAAUAGAUAACGAACAAGGAUUAGACGAGGAGAAGAAAGUGUCCUUUGAAGAUCACGUCUUCCUUGAAAAUCACCUAGAAGGAUGGUGCCCCGACAGAGGACCGAUAAGAAAUUUCAUGGACCUCGUUUGUGUCGGUCUGUCACGUAACCAUUGGCUCACUGCUGAAGAGAAGAAAGCGCACAUCAUGUGGUACAGGGAUUACUUUAUUGACAAAAAAGCUUUGAUUCUUGAACUUGGAGCUGGUGAAAUGGUUGACACUCGUGAUUCCAAAGAAGUUACCUCAUAACUCUUUUGUAAAUAUAGAAUUAUUAUUUAGUAGAAA